Molecule: messenger RNA, 4866 nt
Organism: Bufo gargarizans (Asiatic toad)
Lineage: Eukaryota; Metazoa; Chordata; Amphibia; Anura; Bufonidae
Gene: SYBU
Product: syntabulin
Exons: 8
Coding region: 1695-3515 (606 amino acids)
Biological process (GO): synapse maturation; axonal transport of mitochondrion
Cellular component (GO): cytoplasmic microtubule; vesicle
Source: RefSeq, a predicted model, not a curated record
AAGAACGUUUGUAAUAUACUUACUGUUCAGAAGUCUCAUGGAUUGGGCUCCUAUGAGGCCAAUCAUGAGACUUCCGGCCUGGGCUAUGGAAGGGACCGCAGUUCCAUUGUGGAUGGGAUCAGAACUAUUCCUCUCCCUGGUACAUGUGCAGAUGAGGUGGAUUCAGGAGUUUGCACAUGUACAGGGAGAAGAAUAGUUCAACAAAAGUGAUGUCCUUGUGCAUAGCCCAGGACAGAAACCAGAUAAAGAACAUGAUGUUGGCAAUUGGGUUCCUGAGAGGCCAAUCCACUUGACUUCAGGAUGGUCACUAUAUUGUAAGCUUUCACCUACAGGCAUGUUAAGUGUAAUAAAGGUGGGUAUGGUGGACCUGCUGGAUCUUGGAAAACCACUUUAAUACAGAUUUGUUGACGGUAUGUUGAAAUGCGUACGGUACUGUUUGAGAAACCACAAGAAAUUGUGUAUUCUGGAGACUCCUAGCAGCAGCAUAUGGUCUGAUUAGCUGCACACUAUCUAAUUAGUAGUGGCGGUGAUGAAAAUCCUGAACGCUUUAACGUCACUACCUUAGGGUACAACCACAUGGCGCGGUUGUGUGGCAUUCAGGAUGCGUAGGUGCUGCGAUCAAGAACAACGUGCCCUAAUCAAACUAAUGAGACUGCACUGCUGGUCUGCAUUGUUGAGAGCCGUGCGUCAUUGCAGGGGGCACGUGGCCAUUAACAAUGCAGACUGGGCAAACAAUGUGGUCUCAUUAGUUGAACUAUAGCCCGAUAUGGCCACGGGGUUCUUGAAUGCAGCCAGCCACACCCCAUGACUGCGCCCGUACCCUUAGAUCAAAGGGGAUUUUACUAUUGGUGCUUUCAUUACUUGGACAUCAUAUGGCGGUAUUUUGAAAGUGAAUGGCUGUUAUAUAUGGGUAUGUAGUCGCAGGGGGGGGGAGAUGGCUGUGUUAUGUGGACACUAUAGAAAGUAUUAUUUGGUUACUCUAUGAAGGUAUCAUUUAGACACUGUGGCAGUGUUAUUAGAGCCCUGUGGGCAGUGUAUGAAAGUAUUAUUUUUUAUUUUUUUGCAUUACUUCAUGUACCUACAUGAUUUCUCCUUUAUCUUGCACAUCUGCUAGUACUGAAACCUGAAGAGUUUAGAAUUAGUGCUAAUCUUUCUUCACUUUUCACCGCUUUGGGUAUUUGCAAUCAUAGGUUCAAGGACAUAAUUUAGGGAUAACGUGUUCUAGUAGAGAAAUGUACAAAAGAUCGGUGAGAGUUGAUCCUUCUGUUAUGUUCUUUGAGCAAGGCAAAUAUUAGGAGUGCCCUCCCUCCUGGAUGUGAACAGUUGCACUCUGUAGCGCGCUUGCACGCCCCCUGGUAAUACUCCCUGCCAGCGUGUAUGUUCCAGCUAGUAACAUGUGAGACCGCACUUACCACAUGACACCAGAACCACCUCCUUCCCUUCAUCAUUGUGCUUGGACAGAGGCCACCGGGCUCAGAUGUCAGGCUGUGGAAAACCUUCUGCAUCUGGCUGUACAGGCGGCAGCUUAAUACAUGGCUUCUGCUGGAAACUCCCAAGGAGUGCCGGUGGUACAAAUCACAAAGUUGAAAUUUCCAGGGCCACCUCAAUGAUCAUUGAAGAAACAAGUGAAUCUGUACAAUUCUGGUCUGGCUUUCAAAAAAUCUGGAGAACCUGCUUCACAAAAGACCCAGGAAAUGAGUCAAGAUGAUACAGGCUGCCCAAGUAGUCAGUCUGUGUCGCCAGUCAAGACACCCUCUGAUGCUGGCAUGAGCCCAAUGGGAUUCUGCACCAGAAGUGAGGAUGACUACAGCCACAAGAGAGUCAGUGUGGGAACUUUUGCAGAUGGAAACGUUCAGCCGGCUCGAUACAAAAAGGAACUGAAGAGCGGUUUCCUGAAGACAGGAAGUGAAGCAGACUUCAGUUCUUCUAGCAGUACCGGCAGCAUAUCUGCUCCAGAGGUUCAUAUAAAUGCUGUGUCCGGAGGCAAGAAGACGUCAUUCUCACGCAACUCGCUAAGGCCCCAAGCACACGGCCGUAUUCGGGAUCCGUGUCGCGUCCCAUUCUCCCCAAACGUUCAUAGUCGUGUCUCCCACGGACGAAGUCAUACAUGCUCCUCGACAAAGCCUGUGCACAGUCCCCCUAUCUCGCGUGAGAAGGAUCUUUUUUCAGUUCUCUGCAGAAACCAGACUACCCCAAUAAAUGUUCAUGAUGCCUACGGUGUGUCUUCUCCGAGCAGCAGUAACUCUGGGUCCUACAAGGGCAGCGAUACCAGCCCUACUCUACGACGUACCAUGAGAUAUGCAUCUUGUGGUGAUAACCACGGCAUCAAGCCGCCGUCUCCUGAACAAUAUCUGACCCCACUUCAGCAGAAGGAAGUCUCUAUACGGCACCUGAAAGCAAAGUUAAAGGAGUCACAGGGCACCCUGGAGGAAAGGGAAACAGAAAUAGAAGACCUUAAAUCUCAGCUCGCUCGCAUGAGAGAAGACUGGAUUGAAGAGGAAUGUCAUCGUGUGGAGGCCCAACUUGCCUUGAAAGAAGCCCGGAAGGAAAUCAGACAACUAAAGCAGUUCAUUGAGACCAUGAAAAACAGUUUAGCUGAGAAGGAUAAAGGAAUUCAGAAAUAUUUUAUAGACAUUAAUAUUCAAAACCGUAAGUUGGAGACUCUGCUGCGUAGCAUGGAGCUGGCUCAAGAUGGGGCAUUUAGAGAGGACUCGUGUUUGGACUACAUAUGUAACUCUCCAGGGGCGUCUCUUACAGAAAGUGCCAUUUACGAUAAAAUGUCGGAUGCACUUCUAAUGGAAGACCAAGCAAUGGACGAAAUGGCAGAUUGUGACCUCCUGAAUGAUGAUCUGGCAAACAGAGACUGUUUGUAUGAUGAUGUUGUCAUGGACACCAUGAGUGAUGGAAGUCUGACAAAUUUGAAUUCUACCACAUUGCAGGGCAAGGUCAGCUUUGAAAAGGACAGGGAGAAAUUUAAUUCCAAAUGGGCAAAAGGUUCAAGUUGGAUGGAACAGGCAAUCCAGACCGAUAUUGUUCCUUACAGCCUUGAUCUUGAAAACCUCAUUCUGAAGAUCUUCAAAUCUCAUAAUGACAAGCUGAUUGGUCAGUCUUCUGUUUUGCAGGGGCUCCAAUUAAAGUGUUCUACUAACUUAAUAGAUUUGACCCCCGAUGAUCCAAAUUCUGCCAUACUUCUAUCUCCGGAUUCUCAGAACAAUGAUUCUCUUCUAAUUCCCAUGUCAAACCGUGCCAUGAAAGAACUUGAUUUUGAUGGACCUUCAGUUCAGCUGCCAAGUACAGACACGGCACAGACCUGUGUAGCCGAGAAACACUGGAGUGACCAUUUUUUGACCGACCUCCUGGCUGUGGCUGUGCCUGUAAUUCCUUCAGUUUUAUGGGCAUUCACUACCCAAAGAGGAAAUCCUGACCCGGUGUAUAACUUUGGUACGAUGAUGCGAGGUUGUUGCUUGAUGGCUUUACAUACUCUUCGGAAAACCUCAACCAACACUUAUAUUUAAUUCUUGACGUUUUGUAGAACUUUGACCUAUACCAUCGACUGGACAUUGUCCUGUUCUACUGCUUAAAGGGGAAACUGUAAAUGAUCUCCCAGUUUUUUUAAUCUCUUAAAAAGGACCCACUAAGUUCCAAAUUUUUGUUUUGCUUUUGUUUGGUACUCUCUAUGGCUUGUUCGAUAGAUUCACAACCAAAAAGCUAAAUAUAUAGCUCUGGGAUUUCAGAAAUAUUGAAUACUAUAAAGCCUUAUUCAGGUGGGUGUUUUGUACCAAUGACUGUCCGAAUUCUAGACAUAACACCUGGAUCCAUUGUGGGUCUGCUGGAACUGAGCUUACAGCAGCAUAGCCGUCUGAUUCAGUUCAGUAGGGGUUCCUGAUGUUGAAAUCAAAACUACAUAUGGUUGAAAGUGUACAAUGCGCUUGUCUGAAUGAGUUUACUCAUUUUCCAUCUCUGAUGCAACACUGCCAGAAUAUAAUGUUAGUGUGUUACUGCCCCUUUAAUGACAUUUGCUGUGAUGCAUAGAGCACUUACUAAAUUGAAUAAAUUUCAAUUUGGCACUUUUGCACCUAAAAUGGUUUUCAUUUGCACUUUAUCACCUAAUUCACUUUAGGUUUCUUAUUAAAUACAAAAGAAAAAAUUUACUUUAGGUUUCUUAUUAUUAAAUAGAAAAGAAAAGUAAAAAUCAUAAUUCACUUUACAUUUCUUACUAAAUGCAAAAGAAAAAAUAAUAAUGAAUUGAUAGCUUUCCCUUCAUAAAUUGCACUGAAUUUGUAAAGGAAAAAAAAGUUAUUUGCUCUUGAAUGUGACUAUUCCAAAUCUUGCACUUGUACAAUUGACUUUUCCUGCUGCUCUUUAUUGCUGUGCUUCUUGUGUGAUAUUUGAAUUUUUUUUUCUUGCCCUGCACUAGCACCUGAGACGUUCACUGACCUCGCCAUACCCUUCUUCUACGUAACCCAUUUGCUGGCGUAUUUGUGUAUGACCUAUGACUAUCCAUUGCAUUCCAGAUAUUCCUAGCAGCGCUGUUCUCCGCACCAUUUCAUAGUGCCCCGGUUUCCGCUGUAGGUGCGCUUGGCUGUCUGUGAAGUAUUUUAUUGUUGCCUAUGGUAAUGUAAGUUUUCUUGGUAACUGCAUUGUGUCAGAGCAUGUUGUACUGAGUCGUGCCUGUAUUUAAGAGGUUAUUGCAAAGUGUUUACAGCGUAACAUAGUAUGCAAGAUGUAUUUAUAGAUCCAGUGUAUAGUAAGUAUAAGAAAGUCUAGAAGUGGACCACUUCCAUAUUUAUAAGUAUAUAUUAUGUGUUGCUGUAUGCAAACACAGCUUGCCGGAUGUCUGUAUGUACAGAUUCAAUAAAGACCUUC